This is a messenger RNA of Myzus persicae (green peach aphid), 817 nucleotides long. RefSeq lists its product as uncharacterized. The record is from RefSeq and is a predicted model, not a curated record. The coding region runs from base 401 to 817 and encodes 138 amino acids. NCBI's taxonomy places the organism in Eukaryota, Metazoa, Arthropoda, Insecta, Hemiptera, Aphididae. The transcript has 3 exons.
GUUACCGUCAAUGUCGUAAAUUCAGGUAAUGAUGAUAUUGACUAGCCAAUUAAUAUAAUGCCUGGGUAACUUGGUCAUUAUCUAUAAUCAACAUAUAUUUGUAACAUUGACUUGAUAAAUCAGACGAUGUUAUAAUUUGAUAAAUUCACUAGUUAUUAUAACAUAUCCUAUCGUCGUGAAGUCAAUGUUAUCUUUUAUCGUUUUAACUUUAAAAACCCACGUUAAGAUUAGGUAUAUGUUUUAUAACGAAUAAUAAUAGGUAUCUUUUAUAGUUUUAAUACUCACGGCAACUAACCUAACAUAAGUAUUGUUACAGUCUACGUUGUACUUUCGUAUAAUAUAGUUUAUAGUUUUGUAUAGUUUUUCAUUUCGAAAAGUGUUGAAUUGUUUUAUUAAAAAAAUGAAUUCAAAUGAAAUGCGUCAAAAAUUUUACAAAGCAUUAUCUGAUUUAUUGAAAAAUAAACGUGAAGAUAAUAAAUCAUUUUUAAACAAAGAAGAAUAUAUGUUAAGAUUGCAAGAAGUUAAAUUAGCUAAGGAAAAAAUUGGGAAGAAAAGUGCAAAGGAUUACAGAUACAUUCGAAUUGGCAGAUCACCGUAUGAGGCCAUGUUUGGGUGUCCUGUAAGACUUGGUGUAGCGUCAGUUGGAUUUCCACUCAAUGAAACCACUAAUUUAAACCAAGAAGAAGAUAUUGAAGAAAUUGAUAUCAUUGGCGAUGACGCGGUCCGUGACAUUCGUAAGUGCAAGAACUGCAGCGUACCGCAUUCGUGCAGGCUGGACGUACCGUCCGAUAGCAAAAGUUGCGACUUGCCUUUGUGA